AUGCGCAGCAAACGUGCGCCGGCGUCGCAUGUGUCUUCCCUCGCCUCUUCCUUUGACCUGCACCCGCUCCACACGCGGGAGGAAGCGGAUAUUACUUCGACCUUGACACCCGCCGCGGAGGAGAUGCGACGGCUCUCGGUUGUCGUGUUUGGGGCGCGUGUCGCCCCCUUUGCGACGACGGCAGUGGCGCUGCUGCCGGCGAAGGGCGGCGGCGGCAGCGGGAGCGGGAGCGGCCUCACCGACGAGGAGCAGCGGGAGCUGGAGGAGGAGGAGUUCCGCGUCAUGGACGCGGAACGCGAGGAGGCCGAGCUUCUCCCAUUCGCCUACCGACUCGCCGCAAAGGCGGAUGCGUUGGACGCGGAGCUGCGCCGUCUGUCGUACGUCCUCUUUGAGAAGCCGCAGCUUGUCCUGGACACGCGGGCGGCGACGCUCACGGGGCGUCCCGCGAACGUUGUAGCCGUGAUGCGGCGGUACCACGCGGACGGGACGCAUGGCGGUUGUCCCGCUGGAUGGGUAAAGCCCUCGGGCUCCUCCUCACCGUUAGUUCAGGCAGUUAAAGUGGCGUGCUCGGCUGUCCAGCGUCUGUGCGGCCGCGCCAAGCAGCAGCGGCAGCAGCCAGGGCGAUUGGAUCAACUCGUGACGCUGACGGAGGACCUGGACUACAUUCGCCGGAUGAAGCGGCUCCACGCGCUGAACUUCUACAGUCGGAUGAACUUAACACCAAAGCGGCACAUCUGGCUCUCGCUCUACGCGAUGCUGUGGAAUGUGGUGGUUGCGGUGCAGAAUGCGGUUGGGUGUGUCCUGUUUGGGGCGAUGCGCGGGGUGCGUGACCACGGCGUCUGCGUUGGAGCUGUCAAGGGAGCCACCUUGGGCCUGUUUCGCGCCACGCAGUUCCUCGCGUACGGGCUUGUCGUCUCGCCAUGUAUUCAUCUCCCGUGUGGGGUCCGCAACAGCGUCUACGGUGCGUGGAAUGCCGUGGCGGGGACGCUCUUUUUCGAGGUGAGUGCCGGCCGGUGGCAGUACUGCACCGCCCUGGACUCCGCGUGGCUGCGUCACGAUAUUCAGCUGGAGCAGCGCGCCAUCCGGGGCGUGGGGCGUCUGGAGUUUCGCCGCAAAAACAUGCGGCCGGAGGAGCGGUGGCAGCAGCGGCUCGCCUCCAUGGGAUUCUCCUUCGACAAGCUAAACCAGACGAUGCGGCGGAUGGGCGGUGGCCAGCGUCAAGCCUCCGCGGCGGCGGGGGAGGGGGAGGACCCGUACGAGGUGCUCCAGGUGAAGCGCUCCGCCACACAGGCGCAGAUCAAGGCACAGUACAAGAAUCUGGCGAAGGUGUUUCACCCAGACGUGGUGCAAAGCCGUCAUGGGGGGGCGUUGAGUGAGCAGGAGCGACGGGAGGUGCAGCGGAAGUUUGAAGACAUCUCGCAGGCGUAUCAAGUUUUAUCAAACCCUGAGAAGCGCAAGUCCUUUGACCUCGGCGGGGCCCAGGCACUGCGCCUACACGAAAGCAAAAUGGGACGCUUCAUGUCACGCACCCCGGAGGAAAUGAUUCAGAGCGUCUUUGGUGGGGAGCCUUUCCGUGAAAAGAUACUUGGCGCCCUGCUGCGGUCCCAUUGGCAUCUGCGGAACGAGGCACAGGUCAGUGUUUCCUUGCACGAGUUUGAGGAGCUGCAGUGUCUGCGCUGCCGCGAGCUCACGGUGGAGCUGGCGCGGAUCCUUGACGUACACGCCAAGGCGCCACCGGCGCGAGGGAAGAGCCAGCAACGUGCGACACAUGGCCGGACGGAGGUGCUACAUAGCAUGAUGAGUGAGCUAGGCGGCACUGCGCCAAGGCUUAAAUCGCCCUCGUCCUCGCAGCGGCCUGCCGCAACCACGGCGGCGGAGUCCCCGUUCACGCUAACUCCCGGAAGCAACGAGGAUAACUGUUUCUCACGGGAUUUCGAGGAGCGUUGCGAGCGAUUCACGCGACGCUUGUCCGAGGCGUGUUUUGGCCGGGAGCUGAUGCAUGCGGUAGGGCAGUCCUACGUCAUCUCCAGCCAGCGUUUCCUGCGGAUCCGCCCCUUCUACGCCCCCAAGCUUCACGUGUACAAGAGUAUUUUCUCUGGGGUUGACCGUGUCUACGCGGCGUUUCGGGAGAAGAUUGAUGAUCGUGCCAAGAACAACCAUGAGUGGCUUGCGCAGAAGGUGAUGAUUGAGUACUUUAGUAUGGAGUUUGACGCCGUGGUGGCUGACGUGAGCGUCAUUCUUCGCUACGCCGCCCAGAACGUCCUGCAGGACGUCACCUUGAGCGAGGAGCAGCGGCGGCGGCGGUGCUACGCGCUUUGGUACCUGGGGGAGCAGAUGGUGCGCAAGGGGGUCCCGUGGGUCGCCAUGUCGCGCGACGAUGCCGAGUUAAUGGCGUACCUGCAGCAGGCCGCCAACUCUGCCUCCACGACAAGUAAACCGGGGCCGUUUUGA
Messenger RNA from Trypanosoma conorhini, 2451 nucleotides. RefSeq names its product chaperone DnaJ protein. Lineage: Eukaryota; Euglenozoa; Kinetoplastea; Trypanosomatida; Trypanosomatidae. The transcript has a single exon. Bases 1 to 2451 code for a protein of 816 amino acids. The record is from RefSeq and is a predicted model, not a curated record.